Microthlaspi erraticum is the source of this 1677-nucleotide messenger RNA. The record is from the annotation of a GenBank genome assembly. Lineage: Eukaryota; Viridiplantae; Streptophyta; Magnoliopsida; Brassicales; Brassicaceae.
AUGUUUAACGGGAUGAUGGACCCUGAGAUGAUUCGGCUAGCUCAAGACCAGAUGAGCCGCAUGACGCCUGCUGAUUUCGCUAGGAUCCAACAGCAGAUGAUGUCAAAUCCAGAUUUGAUGAAGAUGGCAACCGAGAGCAUGAAGAACAUGAGGCCUGAAGAUUUGAAACAAGCUGCGGAGCAGCUCAAGCAUACCAGGCCGGAGGAGAUGGCUGAGAUUGGCGAGAAGAUGGCAAAAGCUUCUCCUGAAGAUUUAGCAGCUAUGCGUGCCCAGGCUGAUGCUCAGUUCACUUAUCAGAUAAACGCAGCUCAGAUGCUUAAAAAACAGGGAAAUGAGCUUCACAGCCGAGGAAAUUUCAGUGAUGCUGCAGAGAAGUAUUUGCGUGCGAAGAACAAUCUGAAGGAGAUUCCGUCUUCUAAAGGUGGAGCACUUUUGUUGGCUUGUUCGCUCAAUCUAAUGUCAUGCUAUUUGAAGACGAAUCAGCAUGAUGAGUGCAUAAAGGAAGGUUCUGAGGUUUUGGCAUAUGAUGCAACGAAUGUCAAAGCCCUAUACAGAAGGGGUCAAGCUUACAGAGAUCUGGGCCAGUUUGAAGAUGCCGUCUCCGAUCUAAGCAAGGCCCUUGAAGUUUUCCCUGAAGAUGAGACAAUUGCCGAUGUGUUAAGAGAGACUAAGGAAAGAUUGGCGGUUGAGGGCCCUGGCAAGAAAUCAGCAAGAGGUGUGGUGAUUGAAGAAAUAACAGAAGAAAAUGCUGCUACUUCUGGAGAAAAUAAAAAGCAGUCUAAAGAGGUUACUGGGACACAACGAGAAAGCGACAGUGGUGGCAUAAAGACUGAUGUUGAUGGAUUGCAGGCUCUCAGAGAUGACCCAGAAGCAAUCAGAACGUUCCAGAACUUCAUUUCAACAACUGAUCCCAACACACUUGCUUCUCUGAGCGGAGGCAAAGCUGGAGACAUGUCACCAGACAUGUUCAAAACCGCCUCGAGCAUGAUUGGCAAAAUGUCUCCCGAAGAGAUUCAAAAAAUGGUCCAAACAGCCUCUUCCUUCAAAGGAGACAACCCUUUCGCUCCGACUGGGACACCUUCGGAAAACGGGUUUGCACCCACGGCCGACAUGCUCAAACUCGCGUCCGACAUGAUGGGUAAGAUGUCGACAGAAGAGCGUGAGAGGAUGUUCAACAUGGCAUCGUCACUGAAAGCAAACGCUCCCGCUUCAACAUCACACGCAUCGGAGCCAAGGGAAAGGAGUAGUUUUAUUGGUGCGUCUAGCUCUUCGGGUGAUUCCUCUGUGGCUCCUAGAAGCGGUUUCGAAGGAAGCUUCCCUUCUGCUCCGCCUGCUGACUUGCAGGAACAGAUGAGAAACCAAAUGAAAGAUCCAGCGAUGCGACAGAUGUUCACGUCUAUGAUUAAGAACAUGAAUCCGGAAAUGAUGGCUAGCAUGAGCGAACAAUUCGGAAUGAAGCUAUCUCAAGAAGAUGCUGCAAAAGCUCAAGAAGCCAUGGCUUCUCUUUCUCCUGAAGCCUUGGAGAAAAUGAUGCGAUGGGCGGAUCGGGCUCAAACAGGGAUAGAGAAAGCGAAGAAAGCAAAGAAUUGGUUGCUCGGGAAAGGAGGGUUGAUAUUUGCAAUAUGCAUGCUCGUUUUAGCAAUCGUCCUUCAUCGUCUCGGCUACAUUGGAGUCUAA